AUGUGCCGCAACACUCACCACGCAAACCAAGCCGAACACCCUCAGCUCCAAGUCACCGUAACUACGAUGACAGUCCUAGGAGAACUAUACAGCUUAAAGCAGGGCGGUCUUUUCCUCCCCGUAGCCGAAGACACCAACAACACCACAGCCGGCAGAUGCUGCAGCUGCGCCGGGAAUCGCAAACGGAAGAGCCUAGUCGCAAGCCUAGCCGAGCUACUCAGCAAGCCCUGGACCGUUCGGGAGUGUCGAGUCGUGAUGAACGAGUGGGAUAUGUUUAUGGCACCGCGAGUACAGCCAAGCACACUCCCGACAGUAUGCCAGCAUGGGAGCGCGUCGCCGUUUACUGCGUCUCAGAGAUGUAACGGAGAUAGGGGGAGGGGGAGAGAGACGGGGGUUAUUGAGUUGGAGGGGAAUCAUACUUAUGAGCAUAGUCGACGUUGA
This is a messenger RNA of Daldinia decipiens, 441 nucleotides long. RefSeq lists its product as uncharacterized. Lineage: Eukaryota; Fungi; Ascomycota; Sordariomycetes; Xylariales; Hypoxylaceae. Bases 1 to 441 code for a protein of 146 amino acids. The transcript has a single exon. The record is from RefSeq and is a predicted model, not a curated record.